Messenger RNA from Eurytemora carolleeae, 1621 nucleotides. RefSeq lists its product as uncharacterized. The transcript has 21 exons. The record is from RefSeq and is a predicted model, not a curated record. Lineage: Eukaryota; Metazoa; Arthropoda; Copepoda; Calanoida; Temoridae. Gene Ontology annotation, cellular component: membrane. Gene Ontology annotation, molecular function: ligand-gated monoatomic ion channel activity. Bases 482 to 1621 code for a protein of 379 amino acids.
UGGUAUCUGAUCUGAUCACUAUUCUACUGUUGUAUUUAGGGAUACAAACCAGAAUAGAUUUGAUGGUAUCUGGUCUGAUCACUAUUCUACUGUUGUAUUCAACAGGAAAAAGGAUUUGGGCAAAAUAGAUUCAUUACACAAUCUUAAACUAAGGGUUGGAUAUAAUAUCUAUUAUCCCAAGUUUGAUCAAGAUAAGAACGGAGUUGACUUGAACACUUAUGAGGGAUAUUUUCUCAAUUCAUUUAUAGAAAAGUUGAAAUUAAACCCUGUUUACACCUAUGCUGAUGAUACAUGGGGUAAAAUUGUUGCUGAUACUGGAAGAUGGAAUGGAGUCGUAGGACUGGUUGGAUAUGAUAAAGUUGAUCUUGGAAUAACUUACAUAGCAUAUACUUCAGAAAGAGCGUCAUUUAUUUCAUACAGCUCUCCAAUUGAUGAAGAUUACAGAACCUGGGUUUCUAAGUUCCCUGGAAAAAAAUCUGCCAUGGAAAAUAUUGUGAAGGUUUUUGACAAAUACACUUGGCUUGCAAUAUUUGUGAGCCUGAUUUUGGCGAGUCUGGGACUACUGCUAAUUGCAAAUGUGGUUAAAUCAUUAGGAUUUGAACAGCCUGAUAAUGUGAUAAUGCUGUUAAUGCCUUUGUCUAUACUGAAUGCUGAACCUAUGCCAGAUUGCUACAUUUUCUUCAAUAAGCGAGUUUAUUCGGGAAGUUUGUUACUAAUGAGUUGGGCGUUGUCUUCUGCCUUACUCACUUUCUCUUUUUCAAGCAAUCUUAGAGCAAUUCUACUAGCUCCAUCCUACCAAAUCCCUAUUGAUACAUCAACACAAAUUGCAGAAAAUAAAAUGUCUGUUGUCCUGCAAGCUAGAGAAAAUCUCCAUUUAAACUAUUUCCUGACGUCGCCUGUGCCAGCUCAAGUUAAAAUGAUGGAGAACGUUGUUUUUGUAAAUGUUUCGACAAAGAUUGAAGUAACUCAAAUUCAACUGACUCUAGAGAAGGAGAACUAUGUUUUCAUGGGUAAUAAGACCAGAGAUGGGCAUGGGUGUCCUUUGUUUAAUAAUAUGGAAGUUAUACAGGAUAUUUUACGAAACACCGAUGCAUUUCCGGAAAGAAAACAAGUUUUGUAUUUUGGGAAGGAACUUAUACGUCCCUACUAUUAUGGAUGGGUUUUACAACAAGAUUCUAAAUGGGCAAAACAUGUAAAUCAUCACAUUCUUCUUUGCCAACAGGCUGGAUUUAUACGGAAAAUAUCAAGGCAGCAGUUUAACCUAGAGUAUGAUGAACAAGUUUCAAAUACAGCUAAAUUAAAUUUUCACCACAUGGCUGCUGCUUACAUUCUUCUUGGGAUCGGACUAGUUUUUAAUAGAAUUAUCAUUUUCGGACCAAGUCCUGAACCAGAAAGUUUGUCUACACCUGCAGCUUCAAGCAGAUCCCUACAGAAGCAGCGUAUACAGUUCUGCUACAGACAGCUCCUUGAUGUUCUGAAGAUUCGUCAAUAUCAGCAGUUGAGAAGCUCCCUAAAUCCUCCCACAGAAACUAACUACACAAAGCAUCAUGAAAACUCCAAGGAUGGUAAAGCUAGCUCCAGCCAUGAGAGCUGCUUUCAUGCUGACAAGAAGUUCACAUAG